AUGACUGUCUCCAAAAGCAACGGCACGGUCCCCACUUCAGGCGACCACCAUAUCUGGCUGGUGACAGGGCCGGCUGGCACCGGAAAGACGACGCUGGCCACCUUCCUGGCCUCGAAGCUGGAUGUGCCGUACAUCGAGGGCGAUGAGUUUCACCCCCCAGCCAACAUUGAGAAGAUGCGCGAUGGCAUCCCGCUCACCGACUCGGACCGUUGGGACUGGCUGACAGCCCUGCGCGAAGAAUCGGUUCGCCGCAUAACUGAGGGGGGCAGCAGCUCCGUCGUGCUGACCUGCUCCGCCCUCAAGCGCAAGUACCGCGACGUCAUCCGCGUGGCCCCCUACUUCAACUCCAGCGUCCACGUUCAUUUCAUCUUCCUGCACGCCAGCGAGGAUAUCCUGCUGCAGCGCGUCUCCGGCCGCAAGGGUCACUACAUGGGCCCCGGCAUGGUGCAGAGCCAGCUGGACAUCCUGGAGCCGCCCAAGGAGGACGAGACGGACGUCAUGUACGUAGACGUGGGGCGCCCGUUGGAGGAGAUCGAGGCCGAUAUAAUGCAGCGCGUUAUGGGGACCAAUGGAAAUGCUUAG
Messenger RNA from Grosmannia clavigera kw1407, 582 nucleotides. RefSeq names its product thermoresistant gluconokinase family protein. Gene Ontology annotation, cellular component: cytoplasm. The record is from RefSeq and is a predicted model, not a curated record. NCBI's taxonomy places the organism in Eukaryota, Fungi, Ascomycota, Sordariomycetes, Ophiostomatales, Ophiostomataceae. The coding region runs from base 1 to 582 and encodes 193 amino acids. The transcript has 2 exons. Gene Ontology annotation, molecular function: gluconokinase activity.